GGUAUUAUCUAAUGUUACGAAAAGUAGGAGUGCCAUCAGAUGGAGGAUUCACAAGUGGAAAUUUCAUCACUGUUUUGCAAAGCCCAGUCUAUAGUUUCUUUUGUUAGGAAAUCAUUGUAUUCGGAGCCUUUAAUUAACAGUUUACAAUAGCUGUUCUGAAUAUUCUGUUAUUGUUGCAAAUAUUGAACUAAUUUUCAGAAAUAAGCUGAAACCACCUAUUAUGGCAUUAAGUAUGCAGGUGCCUGAGCUAAGAUGUAUGGAGGUGGAGAAUUACAAGAGAUUUUUUCGUGCCUUGUGCUGGAGUGGCACUAGGGCACAUAAAAAACUCGGAAAGAAGGACAAAAAAGGGAGACUUAAAUCAAAUCCCUUAGCAGCUUGUUACGCACCUGCACUAUUAGGAAACCCUUCUCAGUUUGCUGUGUAUGCAUCAGUACGGAGAUCUAUCCUGUCUAGGUGGAGGCAUCUUCGUUUGAUGUCUGCUGAACAAUCAGACGAUAGUGAUAUUGAUGAUGAUGAAGAUUACAUACCUUUAUCUAAACUGCCCAAAAUUACUGGUAUUGGACUGUGUACAGUAUUCUCCUUGAUAUCUCAAGCUCGUUGCACAGAUGCUCAUUUUUGUGAACAUGCUCUCAAAGCUUUGCUAGAUGUCCUCCAAGGUCAUUCACCUGAAGAGUUGGUUCAAGAACCUUCAGAAAUAAUACAAAACCUUCACGCGAUGUUAAUUGAAGUAGCUAGCAGUCGUGCUUUUGGACGAUCAGAUGUUCCAAACAGUCUGACAGCACUCAGCGCUUCUUGUCUUAUUUCAUUAUCGGUAGCUCGGGGCGAAGCAGAAUUGAUAUUGAACGCUGUUACGUCUUUAAUAAUGUCACCUUCAGCUCUUUCAGAUCAAUACAUUCAGGUAAAAUAUCAGACAGCCAAUUUAACUUUCUGCAAACUUACAUUACAAAUGACUAUUAAUUUUGGAAAACUAGGUACAAUCAUUUGGCAAAAUCAUUGA
This is a messenger RNA of Hyposmocoma kahamanoa, 997 nucleotides long. Its product is annotated as E3 ubiquitin-protein ligase MYCBP2-like. Gene Ontology annotation, cellular component: nucleus. NCBI's taxonomy places the organism in Eukaryota, Metazoa, Arthropoda, Insecta, Lepidoptera, Cosmopterigidae. The transcript is spliced from 4 exons. The record is from RefSeq and is a predicted model, not a curated record. The coding region runs from base 221 to 997 and encodes 258 amino acids.